Caenorhabditis briggsae is the source of this 471-nucleotide messenger RNA. The record is from RefSeq and is a predicted model, not a curated record. Lineage: Eukaryota; Metazoa; Nematoda; Chromadorea; Rhabditida; Rhabditidae. Bases 1 to 471 code for a protein of 156 amino acids. The transcript has 5 exons.
AUGACGAAACCUGUUGGAUGGUGUGCCACAUGGCUUCCUUUGAUCAAAAUUGCUCAGGCUAUUUGCCAUUUCAUCGUAAUCAUAAUGUUCCUAGAUGGUCGUGCGCAAUGGUACAUGUACAAUGCCAUCUUCAUCUUCUCAUUUCUCGCCCUUUUCUUCUCGUUCUUCACAAUUUUGCUCCGGUUUUUCGAGCUCACCGAUUUGCACAUAAUGUCGUUUAACUUUGCGGCCAUGAUAAUUAACUUUCUGCUCAUGUCGAUAAGUUUGGCAUUUUCUGGGCUCCUAAUUUGGGAUAUUUGUAAUAUGAGAGAGGGACCAAUCAAGAUACGGUAUCAUCAAAGACUGCCACCAGCGAACAUUGGAAAUGAUGCAUGGAUUAGGAGAUGCGUCGUUGCUGCGACAUCCCUUCUAUUGGCUGGAAUUCUCUACCUGAUCACAUAUCUCAAACUUCGUUCAGUUUCAUCUAAUUGA